Messenger RNA from Xyrichtys novacula (pearly razorfish), 3134 nucleotides. The record is from the annotation of a GenBank genome assembly. NCBI's taxonomy places the organism in Eukaryota, Metazoa, Chordata, Actinopteri, Labriformes, Labridae.
AUGUCCUUAAACUACAUCAAAAACUUCUAUGAAGGAUGCGUAAGUACCCCACAUCCUUUCAUGUACUUCUAUCUCUCAGGAUUUGACAGGAGCAGCAUUGAACAAUGAUCCCCAAGGAGGCUUCACGUGCAGAGACACUGUUUGGUUUUCAUCCUCCGCUGUUUAGUCCAUCUCCUUUAAUUUCCGCCUUGUGUAGCACAGUGACAUAUGUUUGUGAGGGAGUCAUUAAGGCCUGUUAGAGAGUCAGUGUGUCAGGAGAGAGCAGGUAAAGAUGGGAUAUGUUUCCUCUGAAUGGGUUUUGUUUUAGCUCUCACAGCUCAGGGCCUCAGUGUUGCUGUUGCAUUUAUCUGGCUGACAAAAGCUAUUUUCGCUUUGUCUCUCACUGUGUGUGCGUUUGUGUGCAUGCAUCUGUGUGUCUCAUGUUUGUGACAUGAAAACCUGAAUGCAUGUUGUGAAUCUGCUUUUUGGCCUGUGUGCACGAUUAUGUCUGUAUGUGGUUCUGUUGAUGAGAAAUCUCUUCCUGGUGUCUGCCCUCCUGUCUAUAUAACCAGGCUGAUGUGUGUAGCAUUACAUAACUGGGCCUGUGUGUGCCAGUCAAGCUCCUUACCUGAACGUGUGUGUGUGUUUCAGCUCAGGCCUCCGACGGUGAUAGGCCAGUUCCACACCUUGUUCUUUGGCUCGGUGCGGAUGUUCUUCCUGGGCGUCCUUGGCUUUGCUGUCUAUGGGAAUGAGGCGCUGCACUUCAGCUGCGACCCUGAUCGCAGAGAACUCAACCUGUAUUGCUACAACCAGUUUAGACCCAUAACACCUCAGGUAAGACUCAAACAUCCCAAAUAUACAACCUAAAAUCACCAAAGUCAGGACGAGAUAUGAAAAAUUGGCAGGUUGUGAAUGUUGUUCCUUAUGACAUAUCAAAAACAGACAUGGCUGUGUGGUGGAACUAACCGCAUGGGCUCCAGAGUUCUUCUAAAAGCCAUCUGUAAACUCAGUUUGUUGCUGCUUACUCAAAAACUGUAUCAUACAAAGGGAAAACUCUAUAUGAACAUGAUCCACAAGAUACAGAUGAUUUGUCUUGGCCCAAGCCCAUCUAAGAUGGACUUAGGUGAAUUUAUGUUGGUAUGUAUGGCUGCUCUGUGUUGGUUGGAAUCUUGACUAUGCUGCUGCCUGUCUUGGUCAGGACAUUCUUGAAAAAGAAAUUUUUGAUCUCUGAGAUUUACCCGCUUAAAUAAAGUAAAUACUCUAGACUCUAACUGGCCUCCUUGGUUCCCAAGCAUUAACGGUUAUGUUUAUAGAAAUUGUGUUGGUAAUCAUGACCCAUUCUGCCUUUUUUAAAGUGUAGCUGGCAUUAGAUUCAAACAAUUAUUUAUCUUGGAACUUAUUUGCUGCACAAAAACAAGUGCCUCAAGCAGUGCACAAGCAAAUAGUCCUUAAGCUAAGGACCCCCCAUCUCUUAUGCCCUGUUCCCAACAACAACUUUAAACAACUUUAAAACUUUCUUUUGAACCCUAAAAUAUUGAAAUUCUGCUCCUGACUCAAGAAUUGUUGGACUUAAUAAUUCAGAGCUGUGACUGUAUCAGAUGCCAACCCUACAUGAGUGACAGGAUGUGAUUCUAAAAGAAGUAAACCAACAAAGGCAUACUGAUCAAUCCAGAAAGAGGCUUAGCAUGUGGACUGCAAAAAGGUUUGGUCAUACAAGUGAUAAUGCACAGAAGGGAAAUGAAGGAUUUCAGUAUAUUAAGUUUCUGCAAACCUUAGUGUUGAAGACACAGAUAUUUUUAAUUCACCAGGAAUAUCUAGAAGGCCAAAAGAAAACCAGUAACACUUCUUUCACCUACUCCAUGUAAGGUUUCUCCUUCUUGUUGCCCUCAUCAGCUCUUCUCACUCCUGCCCUCCCUCCCUCUGUCCACUCCAGGUAUUUUGGGCAUUACAGCUGGUGACAGUGCUGGUUCCUGGGGCGGUGUUUCACCUUUAUGCAGCCUGUAAAAACAUUGACCAGGAGGAGAUACUUGAACGACCCAUCUACACCGUCUUCUACAUCAUUUCUGUUCUUCUACGCAUCAUUCUGGAAGUCAUCGCCUUCUGGCUACAAAGCCACCUCUUUGGUUUCCAGGUCAGUUCAUUUCUGAUGAUUUAGACCUUUACCCACUCAGUGCUAGAAAAUGUCACAGUUAUGAAGUCAUCCAGAGAUUUUCAAGUUGCUUUUUACAGCUGUAGUGAUACAGUGUGAAGAGCACUCAACAAUCGAUACGUUUACAUGCAAAGUUAAGCCAAGCUUUGUUGUGACUCUUUUAGGUGAUUUAACUUGACUACUGUCCUUGUCCCUGUCUACAAGCAUUAGUCUGUCUGCCUAAGUUGCAGUGGGUGGUGACAAGUCUCUUUGAAGACAUGUUACUUUCCUUAAAAAUCAAACAUACAUAGUAGAUUUGGCAAACUGGGAUGCUGACACAUGGAAGAGUCCUUCAAGUACUAUAUAGAUCAAUGCUCAAAGCUGCAGUCACCCCAAAGUUCCUCUCCACUAAGAAAGUACUACCCCAAUAGCAGGGACCCUCUGGAGGGUGAAGUCUUAAUCUGGAACCAUGUUCCUGUCAUUGAAAAGAACUGGGUACCUCCUGAAGUGCCUAGUCCGUGGGGAAAAGUCCUACAGAAGAAAUGCUAACAGGAUUUUGUCCAUGGUCCUAAUCAGUAACUCUACUACCAUGCAAGAGAUUGCUUUUGUGCAUGGGGUGCCAUGGAGCUCUAAAUGUGACACUUUUAGUACAAGUUGGAAUAAAUUGCAAUUUCUGGAGGACAAUUUGUUCUGUACUUUGCAGGUACACUGAGCAAACAUUGGCUUAACCUAACUGGAAUAUCAGUAUUCAAAAAAGGGUUAUACAACCAACGCCUCAACAUUUGGAUCACAAGAAUUACUGCCUCAUGUUUCUUUCUUUUUUCCCCAGGUCCACCCACUGUACAUGUGUGAUGCCAGUGCUUUGGAAAAGGCCUUCAAUGUGACUAAAUGCAUGGUUCCUGAACACUUUGAAAAAACUAUUUUCCUCAGUGCCAUGUACACCUUCACUGUGAUCACCAUACUCCUUUGUAUUGCUGAGAUAUUUGAGAUACUCUGCCGGCGGCUUGGCUAUCUCAACAACCAAUGA